GUAGCGAAAGGGCGAAAAACGUAUUUGGCGAAAAGAUAAAUAGAUAAAUCACAGAGAUAAAUGGAUAAAUCAUAUGUGUUUUGUGGAUAAAUCCCAAGAUAAAAGAUAAAUCCUAAUCACAUCCUAAUAAUGUACUUCAUGUAUCUAUUCUCUGGAUAAAUAUGGGAUAAAUCUAAAAAGCUGUCCUAAAAAGGUUAUUAGUGUUUGAUAGUGUGGUCAAUCUUUUAUUAAUAAUUAUUCUAUUAAUCCUUGUAAUUAUUACUGUGUUAUUUGAUUAUUGUGUGACUUGAUGGGCUUGUAUAUGAUUACUCCUAUUUAUUAUUAGUAAAUAUGGACGAUAUAGAUGAAGCCAUGGACUUAAAACCAGGAGGCGAUGAUAUGGAUCUAUAUCCUAUAGACAAAACAGAUUUGAUAGAUAUCAGUUCAUUAAAAGCGGAACAAAAUUUAGAUAUUGUAGAUUCAACUAUAGAUAAUUUUUCUGCAGAGUCAAGCUCAACAGAUACUGUUAAUACUGAAUCAGUAAGUUUGAAUAAUGUUAAACAAGAAAAUAGUACUUCAGAAGAAUUACAUAAAAAAAUAUCUACAAAUGUAUCAUCAUACUUAUCAGAUAUUAAUCUAAAACUUAAAUCUAAUGCAAAAAAAGCAUCUAACAAAAAAUCAAUAAGUAUAGUAGACAUCACAGAAGAAAACGAUAAUAGUGAUGAAAGUUUAAAUCCGAUAGAACAGAUUGUAAAGUUGUAA
Sitophilus oryzae (rice weevil) is the source of this 741-nucleotide messenger RNA. RefSeq lists its product as uncharacterized. The transcript is spliced from 5 exons. The record is from RefSeq and is a predicted model, not a curated record. Bases 331 to 741 code for a protein of 136 amino acids. Lineage: Eukaryota; Metazoa; Arthropoda; Insecta; Coleoptera; Curculionidae.